AUGAGAGAUACUAUUCGAGACUCUGCAUUUGGACAGCUGGCUAGAAUUGUCACGAGAGGCAGGUAUUUCAACUAUGUCGAAGAGAAUCCUCGAUUUCAGUUUCCUUGUGAAUCCUUUACGAGUUCGAGCUCCGAAGAUGGGACUCCAGCGGAAGCCGUUGGAGAUGCAUCUGCCAGCAUAAUUGUCAACUCUACUGCUCCAAAAGAAGAGAGAAAUGGCUCUGUUGUGGCAGGCUUGGAAAAGGCGGAAACGACAAACGGGACAGAUCUAAAUUACCACGAUCGAAUUCUCUCGCGAGACAUGCAACUCGCCUUGCAAAGAUCGACUAGUCAAUCAAUAAAGCCCGAGAAGACAGCAGAUGGUAAAAUCCUAGUGGAUUGGUAUACUACAGAUGACCCUGAAAAUCCAUAUAAUUGGAGCUCAGCUAAGAAGCUUUACAUCUCCUUCCAAAUUUGCAUGUAUUCUUUCGCAGUUUAUUUUGGUUCAUCAGUAUACUCUCCAGCUUCAGGAGGCGUGAUGGAGGAGUUUGGCGUUGGAAAUGUGGCCGCUUCUUUGGGGUUGGCCAUGUAUGUUCUUGCAUAUGGAAUUGGCCCGAUGCUCUUCUCACCCUUGAGCGAAAUUCCUGCACUGGGUCGAACUCCAAUUUACAUCUUUACAUUCAUACUCUUCGUGGUCUUAACCAUACCAACGGCUUUAGUGCAUAACUUCGCGGGCCUUUUGGUUCUCCGUUUCUUGUGUGGAUUCUUCGGCUCACCGUGUUUGGCUACUGGUGCGGCAGCCUUUCAAGAUAUGUAUCCGAUGAUCAAGAUUCCAUACUCGUUGGCAUUAUGGGCCGGCUCGGGGCCCAUCUGUGCCAUGAUGAUCCUCUCCCUCCCUGAAACAUCUGCUAACAACAUUCUCCUUCGACGAGCUCGCCGUCUACGCAAAAUCACAGGAAAGAAUAACCUCCUAUCUCAAUCAGAAAUUGACCAAGCAGGGAUGAAUCCUAGCGAUGUUGCAUAUAAAGCACUCAUCAAACCAUGGCAGAUCAAUGCUCUUGACCCUGCAGUUGCCUUUACAACGCUUUACACCGCUCUCAUAUAUGGAAAUUUCUAUUCUUUCUUCGAAUCAUUCAUAUGGAAAGGAAUUAUAACGCUAGUAUUUCCCGUAAUGUACGGUUUCAACCUCGGCGAAUCAAGUCUCCCAUUUCUCUCGGUCGUCGUCGCACUCUUUAUUUGCAUGCCAUCCUACUGCGGUUACUACUACUAUGUGGUCGAACCCCAAGUAAAGAAGAGUGGAUUCGGUGCCCCAGAACAGCGUUUGAUACCUGGGCUGAUCACAACUUUCUUCGUACCUGCUGGUCUGUUUGUUUUUGCAUGGAUAGCAAAUGAGAAGAUUCAUUGGAUUGCACCCACAAUCGGAGUUGGCCUAGUCAUGAUUGGCUGCUAUACAAUCAUGCAAUCGAUAUUCAUGUACUUACCUUUUACCUAUCCUCAAUACGCUGCUUCGCUCUUUGCAGCAAACGACUUCGCCCGCAGCGCCUUCGCUGCAGGGUGUAUUGUCUUUUCCGGGCCAAUGUUUAAGAGCCUGGGAGUUGCGAAGGGCUGCAGCUUAUUGGCAGGGUUGAGUUGUGGAUGUACCAUCUUGUUCUAUCUUCUGUACUUUUAUAGGGCGAAUCUGAGAAAGAGGAGCAGAUUUGCUGUGACAUGA
Hyaloscypha bicolor E is the source of this 1689-nucleotide messenger RNA. RefSeq names its product MFS general substrate transporter. Gene Ontology annotation, molecular function: fluconazole transmembrane transporter activity. Lineage: Eukaryota; Fungi; Ascomycota; Leotiomycetes; Helotiales; Hyaloscyphaceae. Gene Ontology annotation, biological process: xenobiotic detoxification by transmembrane export across the plasma membrane. The record is from RefSeq and is a predicted model, not a curated record. The coding region runs from base 1 to 1689 and encodes 562 amino acids. The transcript is spliced from 10 exons.